AUGGACGAGAAGAUGAUAGCAUCGCAUCACCUCCACAUUGUGGAGCUGCCUCCAUCUUCGGAAUCUUGCGAGGAGAUCAAGAAGCCGUUGAGUCGGCCAUGGAGACCCUCCGUUUUCCGGAUAGGACCACUCAUUGGCCUUGUUGCCCUGCUGUUCGCGUUCCUGCAGGUUUUUGCGACAUGCAGUAUCCUCUUGGCCUCCGACGGCGAUAUGGUCAAGAACUGGCGCUACCAGCCGUCGGUGUAUCUGGCCACUCUGACAGCCAUUUCGAACAAGUGUCUGCAAUUCGCAACGAUACAAGGGACUGUGGUCACGUUCUGGUUGAAAGCGAUCAAAGGCACGACGCUUGGACAGCUGCACCGAGAUUGGGGCUUUGGUCUGUAUACCUACAAGGCACUCACCGCGGGUCGCCAUUUCAAUCUCCUCGCCUUUGCAUGUAUCGCAGCAACUUUUGUCGUUAUGGAUGGCCCUCUUCUCCAGCGAGCAUCAACAGUGCACCUCAGUACAGUCGACCACACAUUCAAUUUGAGUGUCUCCAUCACGCCGGAGAUUCCCGCAUAUUGGACCGGCACAGUCGGGUUCUACCUGAUGCCCCUUGUCGAAAGCUUGCAGUUCCAGAACCAUUUUCUGCCGGUGUACUACGAAUUUGGCGCCGGUGCACCAAUGCGCGGAGCGAUCGUAGGGUGUCCAUCACAGUCGACUUGUCGGGCACUCGUCCGUGGGCCUGCCCUUGCUGUGGAUAACUGUACGUCUGUCUCAGAGCCUAGGGAUUUCAAGAGCCUCAUGUCCAAGACACAGGCGAAAGACUUUGCACAAGGAUGCAUGUGGUGGGUCAAUUUCGGUCCAUUCUCCAGGCCUGAGGAAGAUCAAGUGGUUUUCAAACAAAAGUUCUCCAUCUUCAACGGAACCACUGAGUCUUUCUUGUACGAGACCACAAUCAGCGAUGAAGAUGUGGCCAGGAGUUGCGUGGGCCACGUCAAUACCACCAGCUGCUACAUGGUCUCCGCUGUAGGUGAAUACGAAGUUGAGAUCACCGACGGCGUCGUCACAUUCGCGGAACCCCCGAGCUACCCUCGGAUCGUCGCCAGGGCAAACAACACUGCGCUGACCGACAAGACAGUCGCAGACUUCCAGCUGGCAAUCAACCAUGUGGAUAAUGCGAUCAAUACAACCUUGGGAGGAAUCGCUGAAGGUGCUGGCCUCGCAUAUUACACGAACGAGGGCCUGGUGACGAUUCCUGGAGAGAACCGAGAGGUGCCUUCUCGGCCGGGACUGUCCCCUAAUCCGAGUCUUUACACGUUCCAGCACAUCACAAACUAUGCGGAGAUGUUUUCUUCUGAUGCUGAUUGCGCGCCCGCUUGGCGAGAUCCUCGGGAUGGCAUCAUGGCAAAGCUGAACGAGCUUAUGUUUCGCACCGGAGUGUACGUGGCACAGCACUACGACGACGAUUACCUGCGACCGCUCCUCGAUGAGGGGCUGGAGAGCAACUCCACCGUGCCAGGAUCGCUCAUAAGUCCAGUCGAAGUUUUCCAUUCCGACAUGAGCUACUUCGCUGGCGCGGCGGCUGUCCAGCUACUUGCUAUUCUGGCAAUACUGGUCACGUUCUACGGCUGGUGGGAUCUCGGCCGCUCUGCGACGUUGAGUCCUCUGGAGAUUGCAAAGGCUUUUGAUGCGCCGAUGCUCGUCGACGUGUUGGGCAACAGCUCUGGCAACGAGAUCGCAAAGGUGGAAGGCUGUCGGAAGGUCAAAUACGGGGCCAUCUCGAAUGGAGCUUCUGAAGCUGGAUCCUUUGAACCUUCCGAGAGGCAGAGACUUGGUAUUGCAGACAUGGAGGAUGUGUCAAAACCGAACGGUCACCGAACCACGCUGCGAGAGCACUUCUGUUCGUUCAAUUCAACGAUCGCGCGGAGGCGGAAGUCUGUGAAGCGAGAGCGGUGA
Saxophila tyrrhenica is the source of this 1938-nucleotide messenger RNA. RefSeq lists its product as uncharacterized. Bases 1 to 1938 code for a protein of 645 amino acids. NCBI's taxonomy places the organism in Eukaryota, Fungi, Ascomycota, Dothideomycetes, Mycosphaerellales, Extremaceae. The transcript is spliced from 4 exons. The record is from RefSeq and is a predicted model, not a curated record.